Cotesia glomerata is the source of this 4074-nucleotide messenger RNA. RefSeq lists its product as uncharacterized. Bases 40 to 2436 code for a protein of 798 amino acids. The record is from RefSeq and is a predicted model, not a curated record. The transcript has 2 exons. NCBI's taxonomy places the organism in Eukaryota, Metazoa, Arthropoda, Insecta, Hymenoptera, Braconidae.
AUUGAAUAUUAUGCUCAUUCAAAAGUAGUAAUUGGUGCUAUGGACAAGGAAUGUCCGCAUUGUCAUGCUCUGAAAUUCAAAAAUGAGCCAGCUGGGAUGUGUUGCGUGUCAGGAAAAGUGCAACUACCUGAAAUUGAAACACCACCUGAACCAUUGAACGGCUUACUUAUCGGCAUGGAUCCAGAUUCUAACGUGUUCCUGAAGUCAAUUCGAAGAUUCAAUUCAUGCUUUCAAAUGACAUCGUUCGGAGCAACAGAAAUAGUUCGAAAUAUAAAUGCAAAUGGUCAACUAUUCAAUUCUACAUUCAAAAUCAGAGGCCAAGUUUAUCAUAAAAUGGGCUCACUGCUGCCAAUGCCAAACGAACCACAUAAAUUCUUACAAAUCUACUUUAUGGGCGGCGAGGAUUCCGGAAGCGCACUUGCCAAUCGCGUGAAUGCACGUUGUGAUUAUAAUAAUCUUGAUUCACUUUAUGCCAGGCGCAUCGUCAGCGAGCUAAAUGCUCUUUUGAACGAGCACAACGAGUUGUUGAAAAUAUUCAAAUCACAUAUGCACCAAUUACAAAGCGAUAAUCACGCUAUCGUCAUUAAUCCUGAUAAAACACCAGCUGGAGAUCAUAUUCGUAGAUUAAAUGCACCCGUUGUUGAUGAUGUUGCUGGAAUCAUGGUUGGCGAUUGUACAGCUGCACGAGAAAUUGUGAUUCGUAGAAGAAAUAAUAAUCUUCAGUUCAUUGCUGACACACAUCGUUCAUAUGACGCUCUCCAAUAUCCGCUAAUAUUCUGGAAGGGACAAGACGGAUAUUGCAUAAACAUAAAACAACGAGAUCCCGUAUCAGGAGCUGAAACAAACAAGAACGUUAGCUCAAAGGAUUAUGAUGCGUACCGAUUAAUGAUUAGACGUGGCCUGGACAACGUCAUUUUACGAUGUCGUGAGCUUUGUCAACAAUUCAUGGUCGACAUGUACGCAAAGAUUGAGAGCGAACGACUUCGAUACUUACGAUAUAAUCAACAAAAGCUGCGCGCGGAAGAGUACAUUUAUUUGCGAGACGCUAUCAACAACAACGCCGACGUCGCCGAAAUUGGUAACCAUGUCAUUUUACCAUCAUCGUACGUAGGCAGUCCACGUCAUAUGCAAGAAUAUAUACAGGAUGCUCUGACUUUCGUGCGCGAAUAUGGACGACCAUGUUUAUUUAUCACGUUCACAUGUAAUCCAAAAUGGCCAGAGAUUACAUCUUUGCUACUGCCUGGCCAAAAUGCAAUACAUCGCCAUGACAUUACAGCACGUGUGUUCAGACAAAAGUUGAAGUCUUUAAUAAGUUUUAUUACUAAAUCACAUGUAUUUGGUCCCACACGUUGCUGGAUGUAUUCGGUUGAGUGGCAAAAGCGAGGAUUACCUCAUGCACACAUUUUGGUUUGGUUCAUCGACAAAAUCCGUCCUGAAGAAAUCGAUAGUAUCAUUUCUGCGGAAAUUCCAGAUCCAUCCACUGACCAACUGCUGUUUGAUAUUGUUACAACAAACAUGAUUCAUGGUCCAUGUGGUACUCUUAAUAGUUCAUCGCCUUGCAUGGCUGAUGGAAAAUGUACUAAAAAUUUCCCUAAAGAUUUUACCAAUGAUACGGUCACAAAUGUCGACGGAUACCCAAUAUAUCGUCGAAGAAAUCAUGAAAAUGGCGGACAAUCAUUUAUUAAAAAUAUCAUCAACACAGACAUUGAUAUUGACAAUCGUUGGGUGGUGCCAUAUUCGCCUCUGCUGAGCAAGACAUAUAAUGCUCAUAUUAAUGUUGAGUUCUGCAGUUCUGUGAAGAGCAUCAAAUACAUUUGCAAGUAUGUCCAUAAAGGCAGUAAUAUGGCGGUGUUUAGAGUAGAAAAUACUAAUGUGAAUGCUCCUCCAGUGAAUAAAAACGAUGAAAUAACGCUCUACCAAAUUGGUCGGUACAUCAGCUCCAAUGAAGCUGCUUGGCGUAUCUUUGGUUUUCCAAUUCAUGAACGGGAUCCAGCAGUCGUUCAGAUAGCCAUCCAUCUUGAAAACGGUCAGCGUGUAUUUUUCACGAACGAGACAGCGAUUGAUCGUGCAAUAAAUCCACCUAAAACUACACUCACUGCAUUUUUUGAAUUGUGUAAUCGUGCGGAUGAUUUUGGUGCCUUUGCACGAACAUUACUCUAUUCACAAGUACCACGCUAUUUCACAUGGACUCAAACAAAAACAUGGAUGCCCCGCAAGCAAGGCUCACCAGUUGCUGCAUGUCUCAAUUUAUUUAAAUCAAACGCCUUGGGGCGAUUAUUUACAGUCAAUCCAAGACACACGGAGUGCUUUUAUCUUCGACUGUUGUUGGUUAAUGUUACUGGCCCAUUAUCAUUUCAAGAUAUACGUAAAGUGAAUGGGCAACAAUGCUGGAAGACGACAACCAGUGGGAAUGCAUGCUUGCUGAAGCUGCAUUGAACUGUACAGCAAUACAAAUUCGUCUACUAUUCGCUAUAGUGUUGACUACAUGUUUCCCAGCCCGAGCACAGAUAUUAUGGGAAAAUCACAAAGAUUCAAUGACUGAUGAUAUAUUGCAUCAACAUCGUAUACGGUGCCACGAUCUAACCAUAAUAUUCAGCGACGAAAUGUACAAUGAAGCAUUGAUUGCUAUUGAGGAUCUUUGCAUUGUCAUUGCCAACUUACCACUUAGUAAUUUCGGUAUGAAUUCGCCAAAUCGAACUGCAUCUGAUUUAAUAAAUACUGAAAUGAAUCGUGAACUGCAGUACAGUACUGUAGAAAUAGCAGCGAUUGUUGCCCGCAAUGUCCCACUAAUGAAUGAGGAACCAUUUAUGAUCGCAUUAUGCUCGCAGUUUCAGCUGGACAAGGUGGGUUCUUCUUUUUGGAUGCACCGGGUGGAACUGGCAAAACAUUCGUUAUUUUGCUAAUUCUUGCUGAAAUACGAUCAAAUAAUGGCAUCGCAUUGGCCGUUGCAUCAUCGAGCAUUGCAGCAACUUUAUUGGAUGGAGGUAGAACAGCUCAUUCAGUAUUUAAGCUGCCACUAAAUAUUCAGAAUAACCCUGACGCAGUAUGCAACAUUAAGAAACAAUCGUCCAUGGCCACUGUGCUGAAACGGUGUAAAAUUAUUAUCUGGGAUGAAUGUACUAUGGCACACAAACAUUCACUUGAGGCGUUGAACAGGACAUUGAAAGAUAUUAAAAACAGUGACAAACUAUUUGGCGGAACUCUGUUGGUCCUUUCAGGUGAUUUUAGACAAACACUUCCCGUCAUUUCACGUUCAACAUACGCUGAUGAAAUCAACGCCUGCUUAAAAUCAUCGACAUUGUGACGUAAUGUUGAAAUAAUACAGCUGAAAGUAAAUAUGCGCGUUCAAAUGCUUUAAGAUCCAUCCGCUGAAACAUUUUCAGAACAACUCUUAGAUAUCGGUGAUGGAAAAGUUGCUAUAGAUGAAACUGGAUACGUAAAAUUACCGACCGAUUUAUGCACAAUCGCUGAUUCGCAAGAUACUCUCAUUGAACAAAUAUUUCCCGAUGUACACACACAGUACAUAAAUCAUGAGUGGCUUGCAGAAAGAGCGAUUUCAGCGGCAAAAAAUGUAGACGUUGACAAUUUAAAUCUGAAGAUACAAAUGUUGUUGCCAGGGAACUUGGUAUCAUAUAAAUCUAUUGAUACAGUUUGCGACGACAGCGAAGCAGUAAACUUUCCCACAGAGUUUUUGAACUCACUGGAUUUGCCAGGCAUGCCAUCGCAUAAUUUACAAUUAAAGGUUAGAUCUCCAAUUAUCUUGCUUCGUAAUUUGAACCCGCCCCGGCUGUGCAACGGUACGCGAUUAGUCAUUCAAAAAUUAAUGAAAAACGUGAUCGAAGCCAGGAUUUUAAAUGGCAAGUUCAGAGGUGAAAAUAUACUCAUACCACGGAUUCCUAUUAUACCUACAGAUGUGCCAAUUCAAUUCAAACGUAUUCAGUUUCCGAUUAGAUUGGCAUUUGCAAUGACUAUCAACAAAUCCCAAGGUCAAACGAUGUCUGUUUGUGGAUUAGAUUUGAUAACACCAUGUUUUUCAGACGGACAAUUAUACAUGGCAUGCUCUCGAGUGGGUAA